GAUACAGCUAGCCUCAUCUAACUUCAUUUCUCUGGCACCCUCCUGCUUAGUGGGACAUCUGUACACUUAACCCAUUUGCUUUCUCUAAUGCAUGGCAGACUCAUUGUGGCCAGGACAGCUGUGAUACUUCAGUUCCUGUUUGUAAACACCUCCUAGACCUGAAGAUUCUCCAUAUUAACACUAAUACCAAAGAAGAUUACAAUGUUGACUUCAGCCAAAAUUCUGUUGAUUUCAAUUUUGUCUAGUUUACUACUGUUUGGAAGCCAUGGGGAAGAAAGUCAAAAAACAAACACAACAGAAAGCACUGCAGAAGACUUAAAAACAGGGGGAAAUCAAUCUGUCCCUUUAGAAAGUAAAGCAAAUUUAACCUCAGAUAAAGAAAAUAGAGAAACCUCCAGCCCCAAAGCAAGUAAUUUCCCUUUUGAGGAUCCAUCAAAUAAAACACAUGAAACAGGUUUCUACAGUAAUCUGUCAACAGACAACUCUUCCAGGAGUCCAAGCCUCAUGCCUACACUUUCCCCAAGAUCUCCCUCAAUCCACAGCUUUGUUUCUAAACUGCCUUGGAACUCAUCCAUAGCAGAUAACAGUCUUCUGCCAGCUUCAGCCCCUCCCAAUAUCACAGUUUCUGUAUCUUCAGAAAACUUUACCCUGUCUUCCAUCAAUGAUACCAUGGAAGCGCCUGACAACAGUUCCAUUACAGUUAGCAACCUCCCUUCAGGACCAAACACCACAUCUGUGACCCCCAUGGUAACAGACGGAUGGCCUACCACAACCAGAGAGAGCGUGGAGGGGUUUACUGUCUAUCAAGAAACAACUUUACAUCCCACCCUGAAAUUCACCAAUAAUUCAAAAAUCUUUCCAAAUACGUCAGACCCCCAAGAAGAGAACAGAAAUACAGGAGUGGUGUUUGGGGCCAUUUUAGGUGCUAUUCUGGGUGCUUCAUUGCUUAGUCUUGUUGGCUACCUUUUAUGUGGAAAAAGGAAAACAGAUUCAUUUUCCCAUCGGCGACUUUAUGACGACAGAAAUGAACCAGUUCUGCGAUUAGAUAAUGCACCGGAACCUUAUGAUGUGAGUUUUGGGAACUCUAGUUAUUACAACCCAACUGCAAAUGAUUCAUCUACUUCAGCAGGUGGAGAAAAUGUACACGACGGCAUUCCUAUGGAUGACAUACCUCCACUUCGUACCUCAGUGUAAAACUUAGGGGGAAAAGGCAGCAGAUGGCAAGUGUUCAUCUACAUCCUGGCUUUUUCAAAUCCAUCUGCCAAACACUGAAGCAAGACCACUGUCAUGUGGCCUGUGUCAAGGAGAACUGUAAAAGCAUGAGGCUACUAGCAAAAA
Bubalus bubalis (water buffalo) is the source of this 1338-nucleotide messenger RNA. It is a transcript of the gene MUC15, whose product is annotated as mucin 15, cell surface associated. The coding region runs from base 202 to 1194 and encodes 330 amino acids. The record is from RefSeq and is a predicted model, not a curated record. The transcript is spliced from 4 exons. Lineage: Eukaryota; Metazoa; Chordata; Mammalia; Artiodactyla; Bovidae.